AUGCCGAACGUGCUCAUCGUAGGUUCUACUAGAGGUCUUGGGCAAGGCCUUCUCAAGGCUUACCUUUCUCGCCCAUCGACGCACAUUUUUGGCACAACCCGUAGUGCUAGCUCUUCUGAGGCUGCCGAUAAUGUUACCUACGUCACCGGUGUUGACGUAGCAAAAGAAAAUGCUGGCGAUGAGAUCGUCUCCAAGAUCAAGUCUCGUGGUGAGACAUUGGAUAUUGUGAUCGUUUCCGCCGGCUAUUUUGGCUUGGAAUCAUUCGACAGUCCAGAUUGGGCGAAACAGGUGCAGAUGUAUACGACUUCAUCAAUCGGCCCAGUAUUCAUCGUGCAGAAACUGGUGAAAGCGGACUUGCUCAAACCAGGGAGCAAGAUCAUUUUAGUCAGUAGUGAAAGCGGAAGUAUUACCUUAAGACAUGAGAGUGAGGGAGGAGGGAAUUACGGUCAUCAUGCCAGCAAGGCCGCUUUGAACAUGGUAGGGAAGUUGCUCAGUCUUGAUGUGAAGGACAAGAACAUCGCAGUGGGGAUCGUGCAUCCAAGUUUCAUGAGAACCGAGAUGACAAAGGGGGUGGGUUUUGAUAAGUACUGGGACGCUGGGGGUGACAUAGCUGUAACGCCAGAUGAGGCGGCAGAUUCUCUUGUAAAGUUCAUCGACACCUUUGACAUGUCUAAGACUGGUCAGUAUUGGGCUCCACGGGGGCCAAGUGACAUCGGGACAGCAGAGCCAGUACUAGGGAAGGAUCUACCGACUCCGCUCCAGCUGCCUUGGUGA
Molecule: messenger RNA, 774 nt
Organism: Bacidia gigantensis
Lineage: Eukaryota; Fungi; Ascomycota; Lecanoromycetes; Lecanorales; Ramalinaceae
Exons: 2
Coding region: 1-774 (257 amino acids)
Molecular function (GO): oxidoreductase activity, acting on the CH-OH group of donors, NAD or NADP as acceptor
Source: RefSeq, a predicted model, not a curated record